Bipolaris sorokiniana ND90Pr is the source of this 2318-nucleotide messenger RNA. RefSeq lists its product as uncharacterized. The record is from RefSeq and is a predicted model, not a curated record. The coding region runs from base 344 to 2122 and encodes 592 amino acids. Gene Ontology annotation, molecular function: protein binding. Lineage: Eukaryota; Fungi; Ascomycota; Dothideomycetes; Pleosporales; Pleosporaceae. The transcript is spliced from 2 exons.
CACUCGGAAAAACGCAGUAAUGAGCUUUGGGUUUAGCGUUGGCGACUUUCUGGCGGUGAUUAGACUGGUCAACAAGAUCAGGAAAGACUUCGUUGGCGCUCCAAGCCAGUUUAGGGACAUAUCUAAUGUGCUCCGGAGCCUUUCUAUUGUUCUCAACGAUGCUGAAGUAACGGUAUCCGAACACGAACUUAAUCCUUAAGAAGAAGCAGAUUUCCGAAAUGUUCUUGAUGGUUGUCAAUGUACUCUUCGCAAGCUGGAACACACAAUAGACAAGUAUAUCGUGCUGGACUCAUAGCAAACGAGCAUCGGUGGUAAGCUGAAAAGAGCAUGGAAGCGACUAUCUAUGGAGCCAGAGGACAUUCGCGAUCUUCGGAGUGAUAUCAACAUCAAUAUUGAUCUACUCACCGCACUAACCGGGCGGCUUACUCGGGACAACACCUUCAAAUUAGUGCGGUACCAAGAAGACAAGGAGAAGCAAGCCAUCCUUGACUGGUUAACACCAAAUGACUACUCUCCUCAGCAGAACGACUUCCUCAAGCAGUGGCAAGCUGGAUCUGGAAAAUGGCUUCUAGACUCGGCGAAAUUCAAACACUGGUUAGAGACUAAGAAGCAGACACUGUUUUGCCCAGGUAUACCAGGAGCUGGGAAGACAAUAAUCACAUCAAUUGUAGUAGAAGAGCUUUCUUCGCGCUUCCAAGACAAAAGCAACAACGGCAUUGCAUACAUAUACUGCAACUUCAAGCGGCAAGACGAGCAAACGUUAGAAGACUUACUCGCAAGCGUACUGAAGCAGCUAGCUCAAGCAAAAUCUUCUCUCCCAGAAACUGUCAGGUCUCUCCAUGACCGGUGUAAAUCUAUGAAGGCCCGGCCUUCGAUAGAUGACAUCUCAAUGGCCCUUCAUUCGGUGGCUGCUGAAUUUUCUCGAGUCUUCAUCGUUGUCGAUGCGCUGGACGAAUGUCGAGUCAAUGACAGUUGCCGAGCGAAGCUACUCUCACAACUCUCACAAUUUCAGACCAGUUGUGAAGCGAAUAUUUUUGCAACAUCAAGAUUUAUUCCGGAGAUCACAGAGAGAUUUGAACGAGACACAUGGUUGGAGGUCCGCGCCAGCAAACAAGACAUCCAGAGAUAUGUAGAAAGACAUAUCGAUGAACUACCGCGUUUUGUCGGACGUGAUCCGGAUCUACAGCAGGAAAUUAGCUCUGAGAUCGUCAAAGCUGUCGAUGGCAUGGAUGUAGCUUCUUACACCCUUCUUGAAGAUCUAACUAACUGUAAUAGGUUUCUGCUUGCACAACUUCAUCUGAACUCCUUGAAAGGAAAAAGAUCCCGAACGGCUAUUCGAGAUACUCUGAAGAGAUUGCCCACCGGCACGGAAUCAUACAAUUGUGCAUAUUCUGAUGCUAUGAUGAGAAUAGAAGGGCAGCUACCGGAUGAAGCAACGCUUGCGAAGGAAGCUCUGUCAUGGAUCACUUGCGCAAAGAGACCACUGACCACCACAGAGCUUCAGCAUGCUCUUGCUGUCAAAGUCAGCCAAGCAGAAUUCGAUAAAGACAACAAAUCAGAUAUCGAGGAUAUUGUUUCAGUAUGUGCUGGACUAGUCACUGUUGACGAAGAAAGUGGCAUUAUUCGCUUAGUGCAUUACACAACGCAAGAAUACUUCGAACAGACGCAAAAGGACUGGUUUCCAACCGCAGAAUUCGACAUCACGACGAUCUGUUUAACUUAUCUCUCAUUCGCAGUCUUUGGAAGCGGACCUUGCGACACAGACUCUAGCUUUGAGGAGCGGCUACAACUGAACCCAUUGUACGACUAUGCUGCGCACUACUGGGGUCACCAUGCCUGUCAGGUCCGUAGUCCACAUUCGAAAGUCAUCGAAUUUUUCCAUCACGAAAUGAAUAUGGAAGCAGCAUCUCAAGCAAUGCAAGUCCGCAAGUAUUUCUCAUGUCAAGAUCAGUAUAGUCAACUUUUUCCGAGGCGAACAACAGGACUGCAUUUAUGUGCAUAUUUCGGAAUUACAGACGUAGCUGCGGCAAUUAUCGAUUUUGUAGACCUCGACUCGAGGGAUGAAUACGGCCGGACGCCGCUAAGUUGGGCGGCUUGGAACGGGCACGAAGGCGUAGUUUAGCUACUGCUGGAUACGAGCAAGGUUAAGGUCGACUCAUGGAAUGGAUACGUCCAGACGCCGCUAUCAUAGGCCGCUCUACGCGGACACGAAGGGGUAGUCAAACUACUGCAGUCAGCUAUUGUUUCGUAGCUCAUUGUUCACUUGAAAUAUAUCAACCACCUCCCCACCCGCCGCCUUACAAGGCAGCGUUCCUCAU